This is a messenger RNA of Melospiza georgiana, 1481 nucleotides long. RefSeq names its product mitochondrial rRNA methyltransferase 1 (gene MRM1). Gene Ontology annotation, biological process: rRNA methylation. Gene Ontology annotation, cellular component: mitochondrion. Gene Ontology annotation, molecular function: RNA binding; RNA methyltransferase activity. The transcript has 5 exons. The record is from RefSeq and is a predicted model, not a curated record. The coding region runs from base 1 to 1041 and encodes 346 amino acids. Lineage: Eukaryota; Metazoa; Chordata; Aves; Passeriformes; Passerellidae.
AUGGAGCGGGCGCUGCUGCCCCUCCUGUGCCCGCGGGCCCCGCGGCUGUGCCGGGCCCCGCUCCGGUUCCGCUCCAGCCGCGGGGCUGAGCAAGGAGCGCCCCGAGGCAGCGAUCCCCCGGAGGCUUCGGGGGCCGGGCGGGGGUCGCGCACCGGGCGGGAGCUGUGGCGGGCACAGCAGGACUCGCCCCGGGCCGGCCCGGGGAAGGGGCUGGGGCGAAAGGCGCCGCCGGCCCUGGAGAGAACCAAAGGCUCGGAGAUCGUGUUCGGGGUGGCCCCGUGCUGGCUGGCGCUGGCCCGGGCGCGCAGGGCGCUGUUCCGGCUGUUCCUCAAGGAGCGGCGCGGCGGCCCCGGGCGGCCCCUGAGCGCCGAGCUCGCCCUGCAGGCCGCGGCCCGCGGGGUGCCCGUACUGCACGUCCCGGGCCGGGCGCUGGACACGCUGUGCCGGGGCCGGCCCCACCAGGGAGUGUGCCUGGAGGCCGCCCCGCUGCCCUUCAGGAGCCUGCGGGACGCGGAGGAGAGAGACGGAGAGAGCGGGGAGCGGCAGCUGCUGUGGCUGGUGCUGGAGCACAUCCAGGACCCCAUGAACCUGGGGGCUCUGCUGCGCUCCGCGUACUUCCUGGGGGUGGACAGAGUGGUGGCGACACGCAGCAACAGCUGCCCCUUGACUCCCAUAGUGAGCAAAGCCAGUGCUGGAACCAUGGAGGUCUUUGAUGUGUACAGCACAGAUGAUCUGCCGGCCUUUCUGAAGGCUAAAAGUGCAGAAGGCUGGGAAGUGGUGGGAACAGCCAGCAGGCCCGAGGAUGUGGAAGGUGUUCCUGUCAUCAGCUGCUCGGAAUUCCGGUGGGACAAACCCCUCAUUGUGGUGAUAGGCAGUGAAGGGGAGGGCAUUUCCCUGCAGACCCAGCUGCAGUGCCAGCAGAUGUUGGCCAUCCCCCCUGGCAGGGCGCUGCACCCCGGCAUCGACUCCCUCAACGUCUCUGUGGCUGCAGGUAUCCUCCUGCACUCCAUCUGCAGCCAGAAACGGAGGCACGGAGAUUGAAAUCCUCUUCAUUUGUGGAGGAAGCUGCUCAGUGUGGGUAUGGAAAUGCUCUUCCCAGGGUCUCCACCAUCACGGUGACUUCCAGGGAGAGCCCAGAGACCUGAGCUGCGUUUUGGCUGCUGCAGAAGCCAGCAGACCCCUGAUGUUGUGGGUAACAGCUGGGGGGAGCAGCUGAGGGAAGGCAGGCAGGUCUGGGAGCAGGAGAACACCCAGGGGUGGCCCCAGCACCUGUGCCCUGCAGACUUUGUGCAUCCCUUGGACUGUGGGGACGGUUUGGGCCGUGGGUGAAGGAGCCCUGUGCCCUCCCCAGCUGUGCCUGGCAGCCCCUGGAGCUGCAUUUUCUGUGUUUGGUUGUAAACCAGGUGUGCAGCCCUGCCAAGGGCUGGCAAACGUCUGGGGUGGGGGGGAAACGGAGCCCGUGGAAAUAAAGCUUUUGUAAA